Molecule: messenger RNA, 2585 nt
Organism: Dermacentor andersoni
Lineage: Eukaryota; Metazoa; Arthropoda; Arachnida; Ixodida; Ixodidae
Source: RefSeq, a predicted model, not a curated record
CUCGGAGCCUGAUCGCCUCGCGGAGUCUGAAGGCGAGAACGACAAGGGCGCGCCAUGGAGACCGCGGGUUGCUGGAGCCAGCUGGGCCUGGUGAUGUGGCGCCAGGUGUGGCUGGCCCGGGUGAGGCGCCACUACCUGGUCACGCUGCUCGAGCUGGCGUGCAUGCUGCUCCUGCUGAGCUCGGUGUGGGAGGAGUCGGUGGCGCCGUACCGGGCGCGGCCCAACAAGGACCAGUUCUUCGACAGCGCCGACGCGACCGAGUUCUGGGGCCGUCCCAACGAGUCCUGGAGCGAGGGUUCGCUCGCGUUCGCGCCCAACCAACCCUUCUUCGCGGACCUGGCCACCAGGGUCUGCAAGUCGCUUGGACCGAAGUGGACGCCGAUGCCCUUCAACGACGCUGCCGAGGCGACGCAGUACGCGGAGGCGACCACCGAGGCUGAGCCGCCCUCACCGGCGGCCGGCCACGAUGGCGCCGUGGUGCACCGACGCGUGGCCGUGUGGUUCGACCGUCCCGAGACCGACCAGCUGACGUACCACGUGCGCUUUCCGGAAGCCGCGUUCGACUUGCGCGAAGACUACAAGCGCAGCCUGCUCGUGCCCGGACCGGCCAACAUCGACACCCAAGACGAGACCAGGCUGCUGCUUCCGCUGCAGUACUUCGUCGAAUCGACGUAUAUACACAUGAUAGCCGAAUCCCUGGAGAAAGAGAUCAACAUAAAGGUGGAGCUGAUGCGUUUUCCGUACCCCCGACUCUUCUACGGCUCCGAGGACCGCACGCUGAGCCACGUGGUGCUGCGGUUCGGCAUCGCCUUCUUCGUGCCUUUCUGCGCGCUCGUCGUCAAGCUGGUGCAAGAGAAGCGCGUCGGCGCCAAGGUGCGCGCGACACAAUGCCUGUCGUGGCCGCGAACGUAUAUGUAGUGCACACUCGCCCGCGCGCGAAGCUCGUGACACUUGUGUUAACAUUCGCCGACAACCGUCGACGAUAUUCGUCCAAAGAGUGUGCAUAUGUCCGCGCGGAAAUUGCGUUUGUACGCAGCUGUGCUCGCGCACGUAUAACGUUUAAGGAUUAUGUGCGUGUGUCGUCGACAUCGCGGUUAAGCUGUGCGUUGAGCGCCGCGAUAUUUGUCGGAUGUAAAAGUGGUUGCGGUAUACGCUUGUACUCGUAGCACACCUAUAUACGUGAAGUUAAGAACUUGUGUCAUUCACAUUGCGAUAUUUGUAAAAUACGCAGACAAGCAUUCAUUUUACUUUACGUGCUAUUACUAUGUAUGUAACCUGUUUGUAAUCACUUCUCGUGUGUAUUGUUGUAAUUCAAGUUUGUAGUAUAUUACGUAUAUAUGUUCGCAAAAACUGUACGAGUAGCAUUGCAGGAAUUAAACUAUGAAUUCUCUUGGAAUCGUCGGUCAUGUUAUGUGUUAGAAGAUGAUGCUCGCAUACGUCAUCAAUAUCGCGAUGCUCGCUAUAAAAUAUCUGUGGUAUAAAUAUCAUACCAUAUGGUAUAAAUAUCAAUAUUUGGUAUAAAUAUCAAUUAUUAAUAUUUUCUUGUAUAUGAAUGGCCAGCAUGAAAUGUGGAAUAUAUACAUGAACGUCAAUGAAAAGGUAAUGAUGCAUUCAUCAAAAUAAACCCGCCCAACCUAUUGCUGACACUGUAUACUAUCGUAAUGUGCUGUGUUGUUCAUGGCUCGGAGGAAGUUACGAAUUUAUGUACGUUAAUUACAUGGCGAUAUACAUAACACACUCUUUACCACCGAUUGCAAAACAGCAAAAGCGAGUCGGCCAUUGCCGGUCUCAACAUUCUUUUGCUGCUGGGUGCACAUAUCGUGUUAUCGACAUUAUAGAGUUGGUGUAUGUAAAACUGAUGUAUCUUAUUUAUUGUGUAAAACAGCGCACUCCUUCCUCUCUCUCAGGGGGCAUUAAGAAUUUCUUUACAAAUCCGUGAUGGUGCUUCUGUGGUAUGUUCUGUCUCAAUAUUUCCGAUAAUAAAGAUCCCAUUACGAAAGGUUUGUGCAGUAAAGACUGUGUUUUAAUAAGCAAUGCAGACUUGUCGAGAAUAGUAGCACUCAUUCCCACCGUCUGCUUUCGUAAAGCUUUGUUGAUGGCGCUCUGCCAUCAACAUAUACCUCUCUACCUCCCCAUAUAUUCUACGUUCCCACACCGUCCAAGUCUUGUUUUGGACUGGGGAAAAAAAACGACCGCGGAUACCCAUCGAAUGCCACAGCAGGCAGCUGGUGACGAAACCAGGAGCCACAGCCAAACAGCGAGUGGUCCAAGCUGUUCAGCAAUGGCAGAAUAUCUGCGGAGAGGAUGAUGACCACUCCGGAAACCGGCCAACUGAGAUAACCGACGCAAACGUGGCCGAAAGUUCCGCGGAAAUAUUAAUGUAGAUUGCCGCUCGACAACCCGCAAGGUUUCUGAAGCCCUUGAGUUGUCGCACGGGCCUUGCUACCAAAUUAUGACGGAAGGAUUGGGCAAAAAAAAAAAUUGGCAUUACGUUUAUCGUACAGCGGUAAAUACCCGUGCAAUUGGCCUAGGCUCCGCCUAGUCGUAUUCGAGCCUGGUCAGGGCAUGUAGAAUGGCGCUUGGUA